Molecule: messenger RNA, 1751 nt
Organism: Phyllostomus hastatus (greater spear-nosed bat)
Lineage: Eukaryota; Metazoa; Chordata; Mammalia; Chiroptera; Phyllostomidae
Gene: BDH1
Product: 3-hydroxybutyrate dehydrogenase 1
Exons: 7
Coding region: 416-1447 (343 amino acids)
Molecular function (GO): oxidoreductase activity
Source: RefSeq, a predicted model, not a curated record
CAGGGGGCGCCUAGCAAGGACGGGUAGCUUGGGCGCUUAACAAUUGGGGGAACUUCUGUUGGAGCAGGGCCAGGCCGGAAGCCCCAGAGCCUAGGAGGUGGCGCGGGAGCACUCCCCGCCCUGGCAACGUCCGCCAUCGCGACCCGCAUCGCGACCCCCUGCGCAGCCAGAACGCCAGCACCCGAGGGGGUCUAGGAGCAUCCGGGUAUCUGAGGCCUCGGGAGAGGUGAAGGGCCUUAGAGAAGGAAACGGCUGCAGUGCCCCAGUCCGUCCACCAAGCUAGGAGCGCGAGUACUUGUGAAGCGCCGGAUUAAGGCAAGCGCGCCAGCAAAGCGCUCCGCAGCUGGGACCCCCUGCCCAUUUGGUUUGGGAAUUCACCAGGAGGAGGCUGUUCAUUCCAUCUCGUAUAACCACAAUGCUGACUGCCCGCCUGUCUAGACCCCUGUCAAAGCUCCCAGGGAAAACCCUGAGUUUCUCUAACAGAGAAAAUGGAACAAGGUACACACUGCAGUUUUAUUCUGCGUCCUUCGUCCCUGUGGGUCAUCGUACUUAUGCCGAUGCAGUAAACCCAGUUGGCAGCAAAGCUGUGCUGGUCACCGGCUGUGACUCUGGAUUUGGGUUCUCCUUGGCCAAGCAUCUGCAUUCAAAAGGCUUCCUUGUGUUUGCUGGCUGCUUGAUGAAGGACAAAGGGGAUGUUGGAGCCAAGGAACUGGACAGCUUGAAAAGUGAUCGACUGAGAACUGUUCAGCUCAACGUCUGCAAAAGUGAGGAGGUAGAGAAAGUGGUGGAGAUUGUCCGCACGAGCCUGGAGGACCCUGAGAAAGGCAUGUGGGGCCUGGUUAACAAUGCAGGCAUCUCAACGUUCGGGGAAGUGGAGUUCACCAGCAUGGAGACCUACAAGGAGGUGGCAGAAGUGAACCUCUGGGGCACAGUGAGGGUAACAAAAUCCUUUCUCCCCCUCAUCCGAAGAGCCAAAGGCCGCAUCGUCAACAUCAGCAGCAUGCUGGGCCGCAUGGCCAAUCCAGCCCGCUCCCCAUACUGCAUCACCAAGUUCGGGGUAGAGGCUUUCUCUGACUGCCUGCGCUAUGAGAUGCAUCCUCUGGGUGUGAAGGUCUGUGUGGUGGAACCUGGCAACUUCAUCGCUGCCACGAGCCUCUAUAGCCCCGAGCGCAUCCAGGCCAUCGCUAAUAAGAUGUGGGAUGAGCUGCCUGAGGUGGUGCGCAAGGACUACGGCAAGAAGUACUUUGAUGAGAAGACCGCCACCAUGCAUACCUACUGCAACAGUGGUUCCACUGACACGUCCCCUGUUAUCGAUGCUGUCACCCAUGCCCUGACUGCUGCCAAGCCUUACACCCGCUACCACCCCAUGGACUAUUACUGGUGGCUGCGAAUGCAGAUCAUGACCCACUUGCCUGGGGCGAUCUCCGACAGGAUCUAUAUACACUGAAGAGUUUCCAGCUGGCCUCUGCCAGGAGCCCUGGUGGGAGGGGUGAGAAGGGAGGGAAGAAGGAGCUUGUACAGUUGCCUCUUCAUUACCCACUUGUGGGUAAUCCACCAUCCCUGGAGGACCCCACUACCAGUUUUAGUGUCAGCCACGGGGGUGGCCGGCCCAGGCCUCCUGGGUAGGGUUACAGAAUGGUGGGCGGGGCCCCUAUUCCUCGGGGCAAACAUGUUGCAUUUCUUUCUGGAGUUGAUUUCAUACAAAGAUUUUUGGGAAACAUCUUUAUAUUAAAAGCUGAUUUAUUAUAAAA